AUGACGUCAUCAGAUCUUGACCGCUCUUCAGUCUCGCAUGACCGUUCUUCAGAUCGCACGAUCGUGCGUUUCCGGGUUCUUGUUGCACGGACUGCUGCACUGGAGCGUUCAAGUGGCCGAUCUCGUGGUUUUGGAUACGUAACCUUCGCAGAAGCUGAAGAUGCUAAGGCUGCACUUUCAGAUGAGCACUUCCUCGGGAACAGAGCAUUGGAAGUAAAAAUAGCAACACCAAAGAAAGAGAUGAGAUCACCUUCAAAGAAAAUUACCCGUAUACCAUUUCUUUUGUUUCUUGCAGCCAUUGGCGAGAUAUUGGAUUUGUACAUGCCCAAGGACCCAAGUACCAAGGGCCAUCGUAGAAUUGGUUUUAUAACCUUUGCAAAUGCUGAUUCUGUGGAUACUCUCAUGUUUGAAACCCAUGCACUUGGGGGUUCAGAUGUGGUGGUUGACAGAGCAACACCUAAGGGCGUGUGGGAGGAUUGGGAUGGAUGGGUGGCGGUCUAG
Messenger RNA from Helianthus annuus (common sunflower), 501 nucleotides. RefSeq lists its product as uncharacterized. The coding region runs from base 1 to 501 and encodes 166 amino acids. Lineage: Eukaryota; Viridiplantae; Streptophyta; Magnoliopsida; Asterales; Asteraceae. The transcript is spliced from 8 exons. The record is from RefSeq and is a predicted model, not a curated record. Gene Ontology annotation, molecular function: RNA binding.